Molecule: messenger RNA, 2595 nt
Organism: Cynoglossus semilaevis (tongue sole)
Lineage: Eukaryota; Metazoa; Chordata; Actinopteri; Pleuronectiformes; Cynoglossidae
Product: growth arrest-specific protein 1
Exons: 1
Coding region: 532-1323 (263 amino acids)
Biological process (GO): regulation of cell cycle
Source: RefSeq, a predicted model, not a curated record
AGUAAGUGACCACUCAGUCACCUAUAAGGUCUGUUGUUUUUCUCCACGCACGUUUUGUUUGCACUUCUCCGCGUAACGAUCCAGUGCCGGAUUAUCGAGAGAGAGAUCGAGGUGAUUUGCCCCGGGUUCUCGUCUUACUGGAGAUCCAUUAGGAGUGUGUGUGUGUGUGUGUGACUGAGUCGGAAUCAGUGCUAUGGGAUUAGAAGCUGCAGAGAGAGAAACUUCUCCUGAAUGAUGGAAACUUUUCUUCACCUUCAGUCAGAGUUUCUGUUUUUAGUUCUCUGCCCAACCAUGUAUGGAUAACAGCCCCGCGAUUCUCUCCUGAGUCCGGCUGGAAUGGACGAGCGCUGACGGGAGCCGGGAACACGCAGAGCGCUGGCAGCCUGUUGAUCGCCCUAGAGUCGGGCCUCAAACAUACAUCUGCCCUCUCUCCACCGCGAACCACCGUUUGUUCCGAACACUCUACAACCAGGGCAGCUGUGUAGAAGUUUCACUUAUGACACCGCUGUGACUUUCUCUGCAGCCAAAACAAUGGCAGCCCACGACGCGCUGGCACGGGGCGUCUGCAGAUCGUUAUCGGCUCUGACUUGUGUACUUCUGGUUUUGGUUUAUUUGUCCGUGGCCUCGCCGCACCACGGCCGGCGGAUGAUUUGCUGGCAAGCCAUCCUCAACUGCCAAGCCGAGCCCGAGUGCAAUUACGCGUACGAUCACUACACCCGCGCCUGCGGUCCGGUGCUCAGCGGGCAGAGGAAGAAGUGUCCCAGCCACUGCAUCUCGUCCCUGGUGCAGCUCAACCUCACCAAAAGUGGACCGGCGCUGGAGGACUGCAGCUGCGCCCAUGACGCGGUCUGCACCGGCACCAAACGGGCCAUCGAGCCCUGUCUGCCCAGGACUACAAGUACCGGCUGCACGGAGGCGCGCCGCCAGUGCGAGAGAGACCAGCAGUGCAACUCGGCGAUGCACGACUACCUGACCCACUGCGGGAAACUUUUCAGCGGCGCGGUGUGCUCCAACGCGUGCAGGAACGUGAUCGCAAACAUGCGUAAAAUACCCAAGGGCCAGCAGCUGGAGACGUGCAUGUGCGACGGCACGGAGAGAGCCAUCUGUGAGUUUGUGAAGAGCAGCAUGAAGGCGCUGUGCUUCGACACGGCGGAGAGGUUCGAGGCCAGCGCAGACGACGGCGUGGAUCAGGAGUACGGAGAAGAUUUCUGGGAACCGGACUACAGAGAGACAGUCUCUACCGAGAGUAGCGCCUCUGCAUCGGCUGCUGGCUUCGCCCUGCUCCUGCUGACCUCCGUUCUCGUCCUCCUGCCCUCCUUUUAACCACAGUGCUCCAUAAUCUGCCCCUCGACUUUUGUCUGGAUAAAAGGCAAAUUCAACUUUUUGUCACCCGGUGACUCCCCACUCCUCUGAAGGACUGAAGGAGGAGGGCAGGGUGGAGGCACCAGCCGUGUUUUUGGAAGAUGAUUUUCUAUGCAAAGGAAAACAAAGGUGUUUUUUUGUUUGUUUGUUUUUGUUUUGUUUUUAUCAGCACACACUUAAACUCGGGCUGUUGUUUCUCUCACACACUCUCUUAUCGACAGCUCACCAGCCUUCACAUCUCCACAGGCUUUGCUUACGCGAUAAGCUGAACGGGAUUGUUGUCUUUCUCACAGCCUCGGACUGAUGAAGUGAAGGUGUCCUGAAAGAGACGACGUCUAAUCAUCACACAUGCUGUGCACUGCCGAGAAAUGUUUUUGUUUUGUUUUGAAUAAGAUGUUAGGGAUGCACGAUAAGUAUUUUUAGCCGAUAACUCCCGAUUAUCAUUCUGGUUUUUUUUCCGCUUGUUUACCAACGUCAGGUUAAAUGAUUUAGGACUGAUUGAGCAAAUGACAGAACAAAACUUAGGCAACAAAGAUAAUAUAGCAACGAUAAUAUUGUUAAUUAAGACGUUAAGGACAAAAAUAAAUACCUUCUAAAGAUGUUUUUACUGUCUUCAGCAAACUUUUUAAAUUUUUUUUUUUUAAAAAACCUGUUGAAUAAAUAAACCCACUUUUAGCUACACUUGUUUUUAACAUUCAUGCUAGCUGCUACGGCUGCGGCUUCUUCAUAAUAACUCAAUACACCUGCUUGUGAUGUUUAAGUUAAAUUUGUUGUCUUGAGGCUAGUACUUUUCUCUCAUCCCAAAAUUUUGGCUAACCCAGUUCCGUUACCAUGCAAAUCGCCUAGCGAAAAUGGCUAACAUCUUGCAUUAGCGCCAGUUAGCCAUUUAUGUUAGCUUCUACGCUAAUCACUCUGACAUCAGGAACGCACAGUUUCUCAUCGUAGCAAACCUCGAAACAUCAACUUGGGACAAUAAAUCAACUAACCAUCGGCCAGUUAUCGGAUUUAAGUUUAUCGUGCAUCCCUAAAAUAUAUGAACUGUUUUUUGUUUUUGUUUUUUUGUAUAUGAUGGGCUGCGGCCCUGGACUGGUGACAGUUUGUCAGAUAGACUGCUAUUUAAUGCUGGAGUCUGUAUCAACGUGUAAAUAGACUAGGAGUGAAAGUGAAACAGUAAUUUAUUACAGGCAACAUCAGUUACAUCCAAAUGUCCAUCAUGUGAAUAGAAGACUGAAA